AUGGCGUUCCACAUACCCCAUUACAACAUAUUCGGCACGGGGUUCCGGCUGCGCGCCGCCAUCACCAUUGCGUGCCAAUGCGCCUUUGUCCUAUUUGGCUACGAUCAAGGCGUCUUUAGCGGCAUCGUGGGUAAUUCAGACUUUCUCGACCAGUUUGGACACCCGAGCCCUGGCCUCGAGGGCAUCAUUGUGUCCAUUUAUAAUCUCGGCGCCUUUUCGGGCUGCAUCCUGACCUUUACCAUCUGUGACCGGACGGGUCGUCGGUUGGCCAUGUUCAUCGCAAUGCUUUUUAUCAUUGUCGGUGCUACCUUGCAAGCCACUGCCUUUACUGUUCCGCACUUGAUGAUUGCUCGGUAUAUCACGGGUAUAGGGACUGGUAUCGAAACUUCAACAGUUCCAAUGUACCAAUCCGAACUAUGCGAAGCAGAGAAGCGUGGCCGACUAGUCUCAUCAGAGCCCUUAUUCGUGGGCGUUGGAAUCGAGAUUGCCUACUGGUUCGACUAUGGCAUGUCAUUUGUCCCAGGCUCAGUGGCAUGGCGUCUGCCCAUUGCUUGCCAGAUGCUUUUCGCAUUUCUUGUCAUAUUCUUGGUCCUUGGCCUUCCCGAGAGUCCCAGAUGGUUGUACAAACACAAGCUCAAUCAACAAGCACUGCGAGUUCUCUGUGAAGUCUACGGCCGGGAGCCCGAUCACCCCAAGAUUAUUAAGGAACAAAAAGAAAUAUUAGACGCCAUCAAGGCCGAGGACGAGCGCGGUCAAUACAAAUGGUCUCAACUACUGAAACGAGAUGAGGUCCAGACAGGUCGACGUGUCCUCUUGGCCUACGGACAACAAUUUAUGAAUCAAAUGGGUGGAAUCAACCUCAUUGUAUAUUACAUUACUUCAGUGUUACAGACAAAUGUCGGACUGGAGCGCAACCUGGCCUUGAUCCUUGCUGGCGUCAUUAAUGCCAUGUUCUUUUUCGGAUCGCUGUUCCCGACCUUUUUCCUCGACAAGUACGGCCGGCGCAAGCCCAUGAUGUGGGGGUCCUUUGGCCUGGGCAUCUCCAUGAUGCUUGUGGCAAUUCUACUCAGUUUCCAAUCGAGAGGCGGAGAAAUUGCCCAUGCGACUGCAUCUGCCAGUAUCACAUUCUUCUUUACUUAUAUGCUCAUAUUUGGAGCGACAGCCAACUGUAUCCCAUGGGUGUAUGUGCCCGAAAUCCUGCCACUUCACGCCAGAGCCAAAGGCACAGCCAUCGGAAUAUCCUCAAAUUGGCUCUUCAAUUUCUUGGUAGUGAUGGUGACGCCUUCGCUUAUCACGAACUUGGCAUGGAGAGGUUAUCUGAUCUUCAUGGCCCUCAAUUUCGCCUUUAUCCCUUUGAUAUACUUUUGCUAUCCGGAAACGUCAAACCUAAGCCUAGAAGAGAUUGAUUGGCUGUUCCUCGAGCCGCACGCCGUCAGGAGAAGCAUAAAAGUGUCCAAACACGGAUGGGGAGAACGAGAUGGGUGGGAGAGAAGGAGGAGUUAUCAGGCUGACAUGGUGGCGACCGAAUCCAAGCCCGAUACAUCGCAAAUGGAGAAUAGCAAUUCGGAAAAGGUUGAGAAUGGUUCUUGA
Messenger RNA from Pestalotiopsis fici W106-1, 1590 nucleotides. RefSeq lists its product as uncharacterized. Gene Ontology annotation, biological process: transmembrane transport; carbohydrate transport. The record is from RefSeq and is a predicted model, not a curated record. Bases 1 to 1590 code for a protein of 529 amino acids. Gene Ontology annotation, molecular function: carbohydrate:proton symporter activity. The transcript has 6 exons. Gene Ontology annotation, cellular component: membrane. Lineage: Eukaryota; Fungi; Ascomycota; Sordariomycetes; Amphisphaeriales; Sporocadaceae.